UUAAGUCAAGGUCUUAGAGCUUUCUCUCUAGCCUAACUGUCCUUCACGAGCAUCCUUUAAUCCACCGCUCGUCGUCCUGGUGUCAUAGCCUCAUAGGCAUCAUCACAUUUAUGUCAAAACCCUAAUCUUCUUCUCGAUUCGCCUCCGGCCCAGUCCCUGCUCUCUUCCGGUUCCAGGUUGCUGCUCAUCCCCGGCCGUCGAUCGGUGGGGCUUCGGGGAUUCGCCACGUUCAAGCCGAAGAUGGCAUCGGAGCAGCCUUUCGCUUUUGGACCUUACAAGAUCGACCCUGCGGAAGUGUUCUACGCCACCUCUCUAUCCUAUGCCAUGGUCAAUUUGCGUCCCGUCAUUCCCGGUCAUGUGCUCAUCUGCCCAAGGCGUGAAGUAAAGCGCUUUGUUGAUCUUAGUGCUGACGAGACUAUUGAUCUAUGGUUUACUGCGAAGAAAGUUGGUGGUCAGUUGGAACACUAUCACAAAGCAUCAUCUCUGACUUUUACAAUUCAAGAUGGGCCGCAAGCUGGACAGACUGUGCCACAUGUUCACAUUCAUAUCCUCCCGCGCAAGGGUGGUGAUUUUAAGGAGAAUGAUGAGAUCUAUGAUGCUAUAGAUGAGAAGGAGAAGGAACUGAAGCAAAAUCUCAACUUAGAUAAGGAAAGGAAAGAUCGGAGCUUUGAGGAGAUGACCCAGGAAGCAGGGGAGUACAGAAAGCUUUUCCUAUGAGACAGGCUCUUGGAUUGGGCAGGAUGGUUGCUGUCUUAGUCGAUUCAGACAGGAGCUUUGAGGAGAUGGCCCAGGAAGCAGGGGAAUUCAGAAAGCUUUUCUUAUGAGACAGGCUCUUGGAUUGGGCAGGAUGGUUGUUGUCUCAGUCGAUUCUUUUCCUUGGGACCGAUUGCCAUUUGCUUUGGGCGCAUGCUUUGUUGGGUCUCAACUGGAAGGAACUUUUUUUUUUUCCAGGAAUAAGUGUAGCAAUGCUGGAAGGUGAUGUAACUAGUCGCAUCAAUUAUGAAAUAAGCUGAUUAUACUUGUAUGAAUAGAUGUUCCUAAUCUUAUUUAUGAAACCAUUGAUGGAUUUUUCCGGGUGAAA
Molecule: messenger RNA, 1081 nt
Organism: Eucalyptus grandis
Lineage: Eukaryota; Viridiplantae; Streptophyta; Magnoliopsida; Myrtales; Myrtaceae
Product: bifunctional bis(5'-adenosyl)-triphosphatase/adenylylsulfatase FHIT
Exons: 6
Coding region: 241-717 (158 amino acids)
Molecular function (GO): catalytic activity
Source: RefSeq, a predicted model, not a curated record